ACUUCAAUAACAUCUGCCAAAAUCCAAGUGAAUGGAGUCCACCUGCAUUAUCAGCAGACAGGAGAAGGAAGCCAUGCAGUUCUUCUGCUUCCCGGAAUGCUAGGGAGUGGUCAAACCGAUUUUGGACCACAGCUUAAGUCUAUGAAUAAGAAACUUUUCACAAUUGUUGCUUGGGAUCCUCGGGGAUAUGGACAGUCCAUUCCUCCAUCUCGAGACUUUCCUCCAGAUUUCUUUGAGAGGGAUGCAAAAGAUGCUGUGGAUCUUAUGCAGGCACUGAAAUUUAAGAAGUUCUCUUUGCUGGGGUGGAGUGAUGGUGGAAUUACAGCACUCAUUGCAGCUGCAAAGUAUCCAACUCUUAUCCACAAGUUGGUUGUCUGGGGAGCAAAUGCCAGCGUUACUCAAGAGGAUGUGAGAAUUUAUAAUGGCAUUCGAGAUGUUUCCAAAUGGAGUGAAAAGGUCAAGAAACCACUGGAGGAGAUGUAUGGUCAUAAGUACUUUGCAAAAACCUGCGAGGCUUGGGUAGAUGGAAUAUCUCGCUUUGCUGAAAAAUCAGAUG
This is a messenger RNA of Pelecanus crispus (Dalmatian pelican), 556 nucleotides long. The record is from RefSeq and is a predicted model, not a curated record. NCBI's taxonomy places the organism in Eukaryota, Metazoa, Chordata, Aves, Pelecaniformes, Pelecanidae.